CCUAUUCUGUUUUACGAACGAGGUCAGCCAUACUACGAGUUUACCAAUUUCGCGCCGUACACGGUUGAGUUCGACGGAAAGGUAUAUCCUACGUCCGAGCAUCUAUUCCAGGCCUACAAGUUCCUGAAUACACGCCCGGAGCUCGCAGAACGCAUCAGGAGUGCACCCAGUCCGCGCGAGGCUCUUGAGGAAGCCACGAGAAUGCGAAAGCUCCAGCGCAGCGACUGGUUCGACGUCAACAUUGGUGUUAUGGAGCAGCUUCUAGAAGCCAAGUUCACACAACAUACCACUCUGCGCGACCUGCUUCUCGGAACAGGAGAAAGGGAGAUUGUCGAAGCUAGUCCAGUGGACGCAUUCUGGGGCUUUGGAAAGGACCGCCAGGGUAGAAAUGAGCUAGGAAAGGCUCUGAUGCGAUUAAGAGAUAAGUUACGUAAA
Messenger RNA from Phanerochaete carnosa HHB-10118-sp, 435 nucleotides. RefSeq lists its product as uncharacterized. The annotation marks the transcript as partial. The transcript is spliced from 4 exons. NCBI's taxonomy places the organism in Eukaryota, Fungi, Basidiomycota, Agaricomycetes, Polyporales, Phanerochaetaceae. The record is from RefSeq and is a predicted model, not a curated record.